Molecule: messenger RNA, 491 nt
Organism: Lecanosticta acicola
Lineage: Eukaryota; Fungi; Ascomycota; Dothideomycetes; Mycosphaerellales; Mycosphaerellaceae
Source: the annotation of a GenBank genome assembly
AUGCGCUUCUCCCUCCUGUCCUCGGCUGUGCUCUUCGCAGCCAGCGCCAUCGCCCUCCCGACCGCCUCGUCCGAUCUCGAGACCCGCCAAUCCAGCACCACCUGCGGCAACAACUACUACUCCUCCGACCAAGUCAACGACGCUCUGAACCAAGGCUACAACUACUACGCUUCGGGCGAGCAAGUCGGAUCGGACGACUACCCACACACGUACAACAACUACGAGGGCUUCGACUUCCCCGUGAGCGGACCAUACCAGGAAUUCCCCAUCGAAGAGAGCGGUGUCUACACCGGUGGUGAGUAGUACCGAACGUGCAUCCGAGACUCCUCGGAAAUGGAUGGGCUCUACUGAUUUUUUCUUGUUUAUGUGUAUUCGCAGGCUCUCCCGGUGCCGACCGUGUUGUCUUCAAUAGUGAUGGCGAGUACGCCGGUGCCAUCACGCAUACCGGUGCUAGCGGUAACGACUUUGUCGGCUGCUCUGGUACUUCUUGA